Messenger RNA from Neurospora tetrasperma FGSC 2508, 263 nucleotides. RefSeq lists its product as uncharacterized. The record is from RefSeq and is a predicted model, not a curated record. The transcript has a single exon. NCBI's taxonomy places the organism in Eukaryota, Fungi, Ascomycota, Sordariomycetes, Sordariales, Sordariaceae. The coding region runs from base 8 to 196 and encodes 62 amino acids.
CAAAGAGAUGGUCUGUGAGACAAAGGGUAGGCAGGGUGAUGAUGUUCGACAAGAGAUUGAAGGUGCAGGAACGCAGUCUGCGGAGAUUGCAGAGGAAGAUUGUGAUGCAGAGUAUGGUGGGUGGAACGAUCUUUUCGGCCUUGUCAGCUGUGGUCUUCCUAUUGCUUCCGAUAUGGAAGGAGACGGUUUGGGAUGACUGAUGAUGGAUGGAAGGUGUCGAGGUUCGGUGUUCUGUUCCCAUCAGGAGGGUUCUUUUUUUUUUU